Salvia splendens (bonfire salvia) is the source of this 1780-nucleotide messenger RNA. RefSeq names its product ELMO domain-containing protein A-like. The record is from RefSeq and is a predicted model, not a curated record. NCBI's taxonomy places the organism in Eukaryota, Viridiplantae, Streptophyta, Magnoliopsida, Lamiales, Lamiaceae. The coding region runs from base 652 to 1452 and encodes 266 amino acids. The transcript has 9 exons.
UGAAAUUUAUUAGCAAUUAUCGGCUCUUUAGCGGUAAUGAUUUUGCUGUGCUUAUUCCUUUUUGACAUGCAAAGAUGGUAACCAAUGUGCACGCUUUUCUUGAGAGCUUUUUUGUUUCAUAGAAUAUAUCGCAAUUGAUGAAAACCCCUCAUUUGUUUUUUCAUAAUAGCGUGAACCCACCAAAAACUUUCCUUUGAUUGCGCCAUUAAUCUCCCCUGAUGAUGUAAAACUCCAUCAAAAUCUAACUUUAGGGUUCCUGUAGUUCUUGAGACUGUUUUGUGGGAGUGCGGAUUUUUUUAAAUUGUUGUGUUUGAGAGAGAGAGAGGCAGAGGGGGUUAUGGAAUGAUUAAGGUUGAAUUAGAGAAGCCAAGCAUGGGUUAGAGCAAUUAUUGGAUUGAAUUUGCAUUGUUAAAUUACUUUUCAUACUUUUAUAUAUACCUUUUUGUGGCCAAAGGAUGUGGGAAUCUAAUCUCCCACAUUUCUAAUGAAAUUUAGGAGAAGAAAAUGUAUACCUUCUUGAGCCUCUCAACAAGGAGUUGAUGAAGAUGAAGUGUACUGGGAGUGGACCGGAAGAAACAAGACAAAGAAUCAGCAUGGUCACAUAAUUCAGCUCAUGUAAUAUCACAGUUAGCUCAGUGCUUUACUAAUGCUAUGUUUGGAUCACGAUCGUGGAUAGGAGGAUUGUUUAGCCGUGCCAACCAUAGAAGAUCUGGAAGCACACAAUUUCUUGACUACACUUUGACCCCUAUUCAGGAAGAAAGACUGCAAAGGCUUAAAGAACGUCUAGGAGUACCUUAUGAUGAGACGCGGAAUGAACAUCAAGAAGCUCUUCAAGCCUUGUGGGAUGCUACCUUCCCCGGCGUUAAGCUUAAAGGUAUGAUAUCCGAGCAGUGGAAAGAUAUGGGAUGGCAGGGAGCAAAUCCGGCGACUGAUUUCAGGGGCUGCGGCUUCCUCUCGCUUGAAAACUUGCUUUAUUUCGCCCAAAAUUACCCGGUUUGUGUUUUCUACGCUAGUGAUGAUCUUUUUGCAGUUGGGUAUAUUACACUUGCAACAUGGUUUUCAACUAAUACGAAAAAUUUGAAGGUUGCGUUUAGUAGGGUACGUCAAAAGCAAUCUGGAGAGCGUUCGGAAUGGGAGUAUCCGUUUGCUGUGGCUGGCAUUAACGUUUCGUUCAUGCUGACUCAGAUGCUCGACUUACAUUCAGAAAUGCCCAAAUGCCUUCCCGGAUUUAACUUUGUCAGAUUAUUAGGAAAAGACAAAGAUGCAUUCGACAUCCUCUAUUGUAUAGCUUUCACGAUGAUGGACGCUCAAUGGCUUGCAAUGCAGGCUUCCUACAUGCAGUUCAAUGAAGUGUUGCAAGUAACAAGAACACAAUUGGAAAGAGAAUUAUCUUUAGAAGAUGUUCAUAGAAUACGUGAUUUGCCAGCUUAUAACUUUUUGUUUCAUGAGUAGUUAUAUGUAUACUUAGUUCCAAGAUUUAGAAGUGUUGGGGGCGUUUUUUGCAACGAAAAUUCUUCGUCAUGUUAUGGUGUGUUUAGAGAUGCACUUCGUGGAUUAGCUUACCCGGUGUAGCAUCUUCCGUCUGUCUCGUGCUUAAGCCCGCUACGAGACUAGUCGGAUCAUGUGAUGAGAAUUUCAUCAGUUGCAGCAUCUAUGAAAUUGAGGUAACGAUAUGGUGUACUAACUAACAUGUACAAUCUUUGUAUAAUAGUUCUUUUUUUUCUUCAGAUUAACUGUUAUAUUUAAGAUAAAAUGUGUUUCCCUAGUAAUUGUCUUUUUA